AUGGGGCACAUUACCCAUGUUGGUUUUAGCUCUACGUCUGGUCUAAAUCUGGACUCUGAUGUAGACAUGAAGGCACUAAUCAGUCUGGCAGGUGUCCAGGAGGAGCAUCUUGACAAGGAGAGUUCUCAUACAAUCUUCAAUAUACUAAAAAAGGAAGGUACCAUGGAGCACGCCCAGAAAAUGCCAGGAAAGAUGACAUCUGUGGAAAAGCCCAAUGCACGCGCCAGACUCCGAUCUUUGUCAUCUUCUAGUAUUACACCAUCCAAAAAGAGGAAGAGUCCUAAUAAACGGUUUCCACAUGCAACUAAAAUCGCAAAAGCACUACCGGACCAUACACCUUUCAACUACAUUCAGUCACUGAGCCAAGUCCCUCCAUCCUCUUCUGCUCCAUCUUCCAGCCACUUCUCAUCAAUGAGAAGCCUCCCAUCUACGCCUACGCCUCCUUAUCUAAAAGAGUUGUCCAAGACUUUUUCCUGUAUACCUUCUGUUCAUCCUCCAUCUAAGGAUAAACCUGUGUUACCACCUCAUCCCCAAUUUAUUUAUGGAAUAAAUUCCAAAAACCUUGGACUCCAUCCUAUGUCAUCGAGUAACAAAAAAACUCCUGCAAUGGCUGGUUAUUCCUUGCCUCCUAAUCCAAAUGGCACUGCAACUGAAGAGGAGUCUUUGCUACAUUAUAAACAUUCUUCCCCUCAGUUUGAGAGAGAUUUUACUGCCUCCCUUUCUCAUAUACCCAGUAAUGAGUCUUCUGUUGUAAAAUAUGAAAACAUUCCACCUCUUCCUGAUUCCCCUGUGUUUGUUAAAGGUGUCCAUUCAGAAACAGUUGACACUCCUCUCUUGUCUUCAGAAUCUCAACUGAGAAUAGAGAUUGCUCAUAGAACUGUACCAUCUGCUCCUUAUAUUCCAUUUAUGUUGCAAUUUCACAAUAACCAGACUCUACAGUCCUCCGAAGAACAAUUAUUGUGUAAGCGCUUGGACCCACCACUGAAUCUUCAGGCUGAGAAUCUCAACAAUGGCUCUGCUUCAGGAGAACUGGUGGUUGCUAGUAAAUAUCUUGGUCAACAAAAUGAACAAACAUUCUUCUUGGACCAAAUCAGACAGGGUGUACAGCUGAAAUCAGUCGGCCAGAAUCUAAAAGCAGAAGCGGAGUCGGAGUGCUCCAGCAUUGUUGGUGCUUUAAGGGCAGUCAUCCAGAGAAGGCACAAAGCUAUACAUUCCUCAGAUGAAGAUGAUGUGGAGGAAGAAUGGGAGGACUAGGCAUUCAGUAUACUGUGAAAUACAUUGUGGCUGAAGUGUCUGUUUUAUGUUGUAUUCUUUUUAUGUGGAUUUUUUAAUGUGCUAAAAAAAGAACAGUUUAUAAUAAAGAUGACUAAUGUACACUUUA
Molecule: messenger RNA, 1381 nt
Organism: Rana temporaria (common frog)
Lineage: Eukaryota; Metazoa; Chordata; Amphibia; Anura; Ranidae
Product: neural Wiskott-Aldrich syndrome protein-like
Exons: 6
Coding region: 1-1254 (417 amino acids)
Biological process (GO): actin filament organization
Molecular function (GO): actin binding
Source: RefSeq, a predicted model, not a curated record